AUGAUUAAUGUGGGGAUUUUGUCUCAGGUGUUUGUGGAUGAGCUUUUGGUGGAUGGUCAAUUACGAGCAUACUUCAAGCUCAUUGAUUCUUUUUGUUCUCCUAAUGACUCACUGUUUAUCCAUCACUGCAAUUAUGGUGAUGUUGGAAUUUUGGUGGAGAUAAUCUCUACUCAUUUUACCCUAUCAUUUUCGGAUGGGCAAGCAGUUGAUAACUUUUUCAACAAAUUAUUUUGCCUGCAUGAAAGGGAUUUCAGAGCUCGGGAAAUAAGUCUGACUGCAGCCAUAUCAUUUCUUUUCAAUCCCAUCUUACUUUCUGCACCAAAAGCUCUGCAGGCACACCUAAUUUCACUGGUUUCUGAAGCCACCGGUAUUGUCAAGGUUUCAGAAAAUUUGAAACCAGAUCUGAGACUUAUGGAUUACUACCUAUCAGCUUUUGAAAAGUCAGUGGUAUUGUACACCAAACACAUGCCUAACUUACAAAUGGAUGGCCAUCCUACAGGUGCUAGUGGUGCUUUUGUCAAAUCAGCUAUACAUGGGGAGACCUUUCGGCCAUGUUUUGAAUAUUACAUUCAGCCAGUCACAAGAAAGAAAAUUAAUUUUCUAAUCACCAAGUUAGACGAUUCCUUGGAUUCACAUCUAUGCAGCAGGUUCUUUAGAAAGAAAUCUGACCUGGUAACUUCCUAUAUUGCAUUCAUUAAGGAGAAUCAAUCUAUUCUUGACAUAUCAUGCAGAGAUGAGAUUGUAUCUAUCUUGAGUUGCAUAGUAUGGAGAGCUUCUAGUGAUGUUAAUGAUCUCGCACUACAUGCGAAUAGGGAUACAAGGGGGCAAGAUUUAUGUCUUCUUGCAUCUAUACUAAAGCUAAUGAGCAGUUCAAUGUCACAAGCUAUUUGGUGUAUGAGAAACAGGGGCGACUCUGGUGGUUUAAAAACAGCAAAAAACUGGUCUUCAUGUGGGGAAUAUGAUGGCAUUGCGGCUAUCAUCAGCUGUUUCAGAGACUCUAUAUCUUUACCAAUCCAAAAAUUUUUAUUUGACAUAAUGGAAACUCACCCAAUGAUGCAUCAGAGGUCCAGGAUGAUGCUUUUUCACUUUUCAGGUUUGCUAUCAUCAAGCUUUAUGAGUAGGCAUGAUUCCGUAGUGAAGGGCUGCAUAUUGACUCUGAUGGAAGUAUUGAAUUUAUUUGUUUUUGAAGAGGGUAAUUUGGAUUCACUGAGACCAUUGAUUGAUUCAACUUCUCGAUACUUUUCAACUGGAUUACCAGUUGUUGAUGUUCAGGAGGCUGUGGUGUAUCAAAAAUCAAGCUUAAUGGUUGCAUCAAAAUUCCAAAAAAUACGAACUCUAUACUUGAGUACGACUCCUCUUGCAAGAGACUGCACAGGAAUUGAAGAUGGGCAAGCAGAAACUUUGAUGAGUGCCUUGGUUCCUUGUAACAUGGAAUGUGAUACUGGCAUAGAAGAGGAAACGGAGGAAGCAUGCAAUGGGGAGAUUUUCCUCAAGUGCAUACUGGAAAAUCCCAAGGAAUUAUCUGACUUUGAUGAUUUAGCUGAUUUCAUUAAGUGCAAGAAGGGGAAGGAUUAUUUUUGCUGGUUAAAGGAGCGACAAAAGUACAGAAAGUGGAAAUGUGAGAAACUGGCAGUAUUAAGGUGGAAGAAAAAGAAAAAAAUUUGGAAAUUUAUGAAAGGAAAGAAAACAUAGAUUUUGAUUGUACUUUGGCAUGAACACGCAAGCAUGGAUGUCUGUCUGAUUAAAUUGCAAAGUGACUGACAUUAUUAUGAAUAGAUUAGAUAUGGGAGAAGUCUCCUUCAAGGGCGGAGGCAAGUGCCCCCCCGGUCAAAAAUCUUUUUAUUUUUAUUGCUUAGUAUGUAUAUUGUAUAUUUGUAUAAUGUAUUAUUUGUGCCCACUCGAAAUCAAAGACAAAAAUAUUAAUGUACAC
This is a messenger RNA of Ilex paraguariensis (yerba mate), 1930 nucleotides long. Lineage: Eukaryota; Viridiplantae; Streptophyta; Magnoliopsida; Aquifoliales; Aquifoliaceae. The record is from the annotation of a GenBank genome assembly.